AUGUACUGCCCUUCACCUUCUUCAGACUUGAGCGAUAAUCAGGACGUGCGCCCUUAUUUACCAAGGUCUGUCAAGCUUGUUCCCGACCUCGCUAGCCGGCUGGAGCAGAUGGUCGACCGAGGCGUGGUCGCCCUCGAAGCAAAUGCAGAGGCCCACGAGCCUGGCAGCUCGUCAGUUCUCUUGCCCAACACGUUUGACAAGAUCAAGCGAGAAUUUGAGGCGUCUUGGGAAGCCGUCAGCUCCUACGCUAAGUCCGAACUUGUGCAUCUCAUGUUACUUCAGCUUCGCGCCGUCUCGAACCUCGACGAGCCUCUGCAUGCCCUGGCCGGUCGUCCCGCACCCGAACCGAUCUUUUCGACGACUCAGCGAGACACCGUCCCAGCCGGCGGCGGCACGAUCCACGGCGUUGACGUCAAACUGCGACUUCGGUUGGAUCUGGUCCUGCGUCGAGGGAGGGAGACCAAGGACGACAAGACGGGCGUCAUCGUUUCAAGCGAGAUCAAGACGCCUCAAGCGACCGAGCCCGACGGCAUCUAUGAGGCGACGCUCAGCACGAUCGCGUCGCACGACGGGGUUCUCAGUCGGGCCGCGCUGAAGAAGCUGGGCGAAAGGAGGCGCACCAAGGCUCAGUAUUCUCUGCUUAUGAAGCAAAUCUCGGCCGCUCGCAUCUUCCGGAACGACAUCACCUUCUGGUCCGACAGCUAUCAGUGGUUCAUCGCAGCCCUCGUCAACGACGAACCAAACGAGGACUUCGAUGUUCUGCUCAGUCCCCUGCACCGACAUGUCCCGCAGGUCCUCGGCGACCCGUCCUACCUCAAGCUGCACCUUUUCGCUUUGCUUCCGGACCUGUAUGAGCCGGACCGGCUUCGCUCGCUCGUUCCGUCGAACGAAGUCCUUGCGACUAUGGAGAGCAGUCGCUCCGCUGCGGAUCCAGAUUUCAUCGAGAGGAUGCCAACACGCAGUUCCGGGAAGACCUUGUCGAGCGGUGCCAAGAGGGGCCUUUUCUCCCUCUCGGACAAGGUAAUUGCUUUCGCCUACCCCAACGACCUCGUCGAGGUUGGCCGAGUAAUCGGACAAGAUGGCUCGCACACGUCUAUUGACGAGACAGCGCCGCCAGACAGCGUCGGUGAAGGCUCCGACAUGUCGAACGAAGCGCCUGAAGAGGACGACUUGCUCUUCCUGGAGGACUGUGCGGUCGAUAUCGAACUUGACAGUCUCGUCGGAGAAGGCAAGGUCGGCCUCGUGUACCGCGGGCUUGACAACCACACACAAGGUUCGGUCGUUCUCAAGCUCGCCAAGCCUGAAAUGGAGGACUACCUCAAGCACGAGGUCAAAUUUGGUCGGCUCUUGCACAACUACACCGACUCGCUCAUCGCGGCGUGCGACCUUUACGCAACGGCGGAAGGCCGUCUCUUUACCGUAAUGGUCGACGGAGGCACUUCCCCAUCGUGUGCGGCGGACUUGACGCUGCCUGCUCGGCUCGACCUCAUCGAGUCUCUCGCACGGCUUCACUGCGGCGGAUUCGAACACGGUGAUGUCGCGCUCAGGAACAUCGUGGUCGACAACGUCGGCAAGGCUCGCUGGAUCGACUUGUCAGCAGCGUCUCUCGAGCAUCGGUGUGAAGUAUUGGAGUGCGACGAGAUGGCGGAAGCUAUCGCACUGCUUGAGCUGGAGGACUACGACGACGAAGUUUGCUCGAUUCUGCAGGACCAAGGCUUGCUCGAAUAG
This is a messenger RNA of Rhodotorula toruloides NP11, 1728 nucleotides long. Its product is annotated as protein tyrosine kinase. Lineage: Eukaryota; Fungi; Basidiomycota; Microbotryomycetes; Sporidiobolales; Sporidiobolaceae. Gene Ontology annotation, biological process: protein phosphorylation. The transcript is spliced from 4 exons. Gene Ontology annotation, molecular function: protein kinase activity. The record is from RefSeq and is a predicted model, not a curated record. Bases 1 to 1728 code for a protein of 575 amino acids.